AUGUUCUGUAAAGUUAUCGAAGAAUUUGUGGAUUUGGAUGCCUAUUUCACAUUUUGUCAAGGCAUAAAACUGAAAACGAGAAAGUUUUUCGAAGAUUACUGUCCAUUUUGCAAUUGUGGAGUAAUUUCGAAAAUGGCGUCCGUCCACCAAGGAGCCUUUGCAGCCAAGAAAAUGAGAGAACGCGAAGAGAAAAUUAAAGCAAGUUUAAAUCCGAUGCAAUACAACACCAAAUUUAUGGAUAGCAUUUGGGGUCAAUACAAUAGGUAUUCGGUUCACAAUUUGAAGAAAAUCAUGAACGAGAGGGUUGGAGAGUACCUCGUUUCGCCAGCUGAGAAAAUUAUUGCCAUCCCCAAAAAGGGUGAAAAGAUUUUCUCAGCUGACGUUGGAUCUGCCAGUCCGUUUGCGUUGAAGCGUAUUUACAACUGA
Psylliodes chrysocephalus is the source of this 426-nucleotide messenger RNA. Lineage: Eukaryota; Metazoa; Arthropoda; Insecta; Coleoptera; Chrysomelidae. The record is from the annotation of a GenBank genome assembly.